Molecule: messenger RNA, 840 nt
Organism: Maudiozyma saulgeensis
Lineage: Eukaryota; Fungi; Ascomycota; Saccharomycetes; Saccharomycetales; Saccharomycetaceae
Source: the annotation of a GenBank genome assembly
AUGAGUUCACCUUUGGAAAGGAGAAAAUUAAAAUUUUCCAAUACAAAACGAGACGAGAUUCGUGAUGAUUUGUUGAAGGAUGUAGCACUACUGAGUAGAUCUCAAGGACCAAAUCAGCAAUUGGAGAGUCUCAAGACAGAUGCUACAAAGAGGGAACAAUUACUAAACCAAAUUAAAGUAGAGACGAACGAUUCUAACAUAGAACAUGGUUUAAGGAAACUUCGAGAAAUCAUAGUUAGCAUGAUAUGUGAUGAUAACAAUGACCAAUGGAUUCCAUUUGCCGAAAAUGUAUAUAUAAUGUCUUUUGAGUUCUUCCUCAGGCGAAAAGAAUGGGGUAAGAUUGGAGGUAUUGUACUAGAAUUUAUCAAGGAUAACUUACAUGAUCUAUUCUACGAAAGAGGUUUCCUAGAAGUAUAUAUUCUAUAUCUUUCUCAUUUAGAGCAUAAUUUGACCAAAAGUAUAGAUAUGAUAUCACAAGGGAAGAAUGUUAGAGUUAACGAGACGAAUAAUUACCUGUUGAGACUUUCUACCAUAUAUUGCGAAGAGACUGCACCACCAACGAUAUGGUUUCGCAUAUUACAAGAAUCUCAGCUAAAGGAGAAAUAUCCACAAGCAUAUCAAUUGCUAGAACAAUCCGGUAAAGUGACGGAAAUGCAAGGCAGAUGUUUCAAUAUUGUAAAAAUGUCAUAUAACCAGAUAAGUUGGCAAUACUUAGAAGAAGACUGGCUCUUAGGGAUACCAAUGAACGAAACUCUGCGUUCAACGAUUGAAAAUACAUAUUUGAUUAACAAGAACAGCAACGGUUCUCGAACCAUAAUGCUCAAAAAACGUAAGGUAUAG